Molecule: messenger RNA, 327 nt
Organism: Penicillium coprophilum
Lineage: Eukaryota; Fungi; Ascomycota; Eurotiomycetes; Eurotiales; Aspergillaceae
Exons: 2
Coding region: 1-327 (108 amino acids)
Source: RefSeq, a predicted model, not a curated record
AUGUGCCUAUUUGCGCCUUCGUCAUCGCUCGCUUUGAUUUCGCUUACUGGCUUCUCAGCCAACCUCGAUCCAUCUCUUCUGCUCGACUCGCCUGCUCCCGAUAUUUCCAACGUGUCGACACACUUGCUGACCCCUUUCAACUUGGGCUUCGACUUCUCGGCCAGCGAGUUGACUUGGCUAGGGGUCCCGGAUAGGUAUUCUCAAUACCUUGCUACCAUUCUUUACGACCGCGCAAGGUCAAUCGCCAAUCCUGCGGUUAUCGCCGGCGCUUUCACCAAAACCGAUCGGGGUGUUUCGCUUCAGUCGCGGAACUACCACCGGCGAUAA